AUGGCAGUUGAUCAAGAGGACGAAGAUGUUGCUAUUGUUGAUCCUCCUCCUCUGGGAAAAUUGGGUCCGCGCAAAUGUGAGAUGGCGGUGGACAACAUUGAGAACAAGGUAGCGUUUGGUGUUGCUUAUGAGGAGGGAGGUGAAAUGAGUACAACAAUUCAUGGAGUGCCUCUAAAAGCAGGAUUUAUUCAUGUCAGGGUGGAUGGAAGCAUCAAGGGAGAUGCUUUGGUUCCUGUGCCAGUAGUUGGUGAGAUAGAAACCGUCGACCAAGCUAUUGGCUCUCAUUUAGCAUGGCCUAGAGACAUGAUCAUUUUUAGCCCCACUGUUGAGAAAAAGAAAAAGGCAAAGGUGCAGGGUGAGCUGCAGAGAGUGCACGCCCUUUUUAAUUCUGUGAAUCCAAAGGAGGAUGUGCCUCCUCGCUUUAGGGUGUUGUACAAAUUUUCAAAAACUAUGAUGAAAGAAAGUGGUAGCUCGAUACCAGUUCCAUGUGAUGCUCAAGUCUUUGGAAUGGAAAGAACGAUUUAUCUACUCGAAGAGAAUGUAACUGUGUUGUUAGAGUUUAAUAUGAUUGGUCAAGCUGUAAUAUCAACAUAUAUGGCGUAUUUGCAUUCUGGGUUUAGGGACACACCGGGUAGAGACUUAUCAUCAUCGUUUGCAUUUCUUCAUCCAGCCACAUAUAUGCUGAAUGAUAAAUUUAACGCCUAUGUUGUGCAAAGGCUGAAAGAGGGAGUAAAUCGCAUGAACUUCAUGCCUUUUAAUUACAAUUUGCAUUGGAUUUUGGUCGUGAUUUGGGAAUCUGAAAUAUUCAUCCUCAAUUCAUUACCUCAUUAUCCACAUCCUGAUGAACUAGAAAAGGCAUUAAUGAGAGCUGUUCGUGCUCAUAAUGCUGAGUUAGGACGGAGAUGCCCUAAACAACCAGGUGGCACAGAAUGUGGAUAUGCGGUCAUGCGAUUUAUGAAAGAUUUAGUUGAGGACCCGGACAUGAAACUUUUAGACAAGUGGGCUGCUAGGAGUCGCAAGACUUACUCUAAUGCGGACCUCGACAUUGUUCGGCUCGAGACACUGGAUUAUAUCCAGUCAAUUAUGUAG
This is a messenger RNA of Daucus carota subsp. sativus, 1089 nucleotides long. RefSeq lists its product as uncharacterized. The coding region runs from base 1 to 1089 and encodes 362 amino acids. Gene Ontology annotation, molecular function: cysteine-type peptidase activity. Gene Ontology annotation, biological process: proteolysis. The transcript has 8 exons. The record is from RefSeq and is a predicted model, not a curated record. Lineage: Eukaryota; Viridiplantae; Streptophyta; Magnoliopsida; Apiales; Apiaceae.